AUGGCUGAUCGAGUGCUUGUGAUUGGCAGUGGGGGCAGAGAACAUGCUUUGGCUUGGAAAUUGGCACAGUCUCCACAUGUGAAACAGGUACUGGUUGCUCCAGGAAAUGCCGGUACAGCUAAUGAUGGCAAAAUCUCUAAUUCAGGGGUUUUAAUUAGCAACCAUACUAUCCUAGCCCAGUUCUGCAAAGAUCAUAACAUUGGGUUUGUGAUUGCUGGACCAGAAGCUCUCCUUGUGACAGGAAUCGUUGAUGACUUGGUAGCGGCUGGAGUUAGAUGUUUUGGCCCUACAGCCAGGGCAGCACAACUGGGAACAAGUCGAAGUUUCGCUAAGGUCUUUCUUGAUCAACAUGGAAUUCCAACAGCAAGAUGGAAUGAAUUUUUAAAUCCGCAAGACGCUUGCACUUUUAUUAAUAGUGCUGCUUUUCCUGAAUUGGUGGUAAAGCCUAGUGGCUUUGGUCCUGGAAAAGAGAUAAUUCUUGCGCCCAACAGAGAGGAAGCCUGCAAUGCAGUGCAAGAAAUUCUGCAGGGCAAUGUUUUUGGAGACACCCAAGAUACCGUAAUAAUUGAAGAACUUCUUAAAGGGGAAGAGUUUUCUUGCUUAUGCUUUGUGGAUGGAGUCACUUUUGCUCUCAUGCCACCAGUCCAGAUCCAAAAGCGACUAUCUGAUGAAGACUGGGGUCCAAGCACUGUUGGAAUGGGAGCUUAUGGUCCAGUACCUCAGAUUUCCGAAGUCCUUCUAGAAAAAGUUAAAGGUACACUUCUUCAACACAUUAUCAACAGCAUGAAGCAAGAAGGCAUAUCUUAUAUAGGUGUGCUGCAGAUAGAAUUGAUGCUUACCAAAGAUGGUGUGAAAGUCUUAAGUUUUGACUGCUGUUUUGGUGACCCGCAAUGCCAGGUAGUUGUUCAGCUUCUUAAAAAUGAUCUUUAUGAAGUGAUCCAAGCCACUGUUGAUGGCAGGCUCUGCAGUUCCAUGUUGGCUUGGUCAGAGAAUUGUACUGCUGUGUCGAUUGUCAUGGCAAGUGAAGGGCAUCCGGAUUGUUGUAAUCAGGGCAAGGAGAUCACUGGGCUCCUUCAGGCAAAAGAGCUAGGCCUGGAGAUCUUCCAUGGAGCUACCAUAGCAGUGGAUGACAAAGUGCUGGUUAAUGGCAGCAGAGUCCUGACAGUAACAGCCAUGAAGGAGGACCUUGCAUCAGCGCUUGAAGUUGCCUACAAAGGACUAGCAGCCAUUUAUUUCCAGGGUGCAACUUAUCGAAAAGAUGUUGGUUAUCAAGCGAUGAGGUUUCUCAGACAGUCUGCGAGUCCAUCAUAUGAAGACAGAAUUGCAGAUCCUAUUGUUUGCAAUGUCUUGGUUCGCCCAUCUAUCCUAACAGCUGCAAGUGGUUCCAAAUUAGGCAGCUGUGGGCAUCGGGGGAGUGUUUUUCCCUUCUUUGAUUUGAGAGCAUCUGGUUAUAACGAUCCCCUUCUAGUAUCCCAAACUAAAAGCAUUGGGACAAAAAUGAAGAUUGCCCAGCUGUGCAAUAUUUACGACAUGAUUGGUCAGGACUUGGUGGCCAUGUGUGUCAAUGAUGUCCUGGUUCAGGGAGCUGAGCCCCUCUUCUUCCUCGACCAUUUUGCCCAUGGAAAAUUGGAUGCUGGUGUGGCUCAGUCAAUAAGAGAUGGGAUAGAUGGAGCUUGCAAACUGGCAGGAUGUACUCUUCUGGGAAGAGAGACCAGUGAAAUGUCUGGCACCUUUGCACCUGGAGAGUGCAACCUGGUUGGCUUUGUUGUUGCUGCUGUGGAACAAGAAAUGGGAUUUCCACAGCAGGAGAAGAUUGUCAGUGGUGAUCUCCUCAUUGGAAUAGCUUCUUCUGGCCUUCACAACCAAGGAUUUAGUCUUGUGAGGAAGAUUCUUUUAACAUCAUCCCUACACUAUUUCUCUUCUGUUCCUGGCGGAUGUGGUCCCCAGACUUUAGGAGAGCAGUUGCUAACCCCAUCCAAAAUCUAUUGCAAAACUCUGCUGCCUGUACUCCGCUCAGGAAAUGUGAAAGCCUACAUCCAUAUUGCAGAAGGGGGGUUGCUGGGAAGCUUUUCUACAAUCCUUCCUGAACAAUUUGGUGUGGUUUUGGAUGCUCAUAGUUGGAGUAUUCCUUCAAUAUUUUCUUGGCUUCAAGAAGAGGGAAGCCUUUCAGAAGUGGAGAUGUCUCAAAUGUUUAACUGUGGGAUUGGUGCUGUGCUUGUGGUACAAAAGGAGUUUGCUGGACAGAUUUUGAAAGAUCUCCAGAAAUACGAGAAUGCAUGGUUGAUCGGGAAAGUCAUCCACCACCUUGCAGGGUGUUCUCAUGUAGUAAUCAAGAAUCUUAUUGAAGCAUUGCUGCAAAACAGAUACCCAUUUAUGAAGAAUCUUUCCAAUGUAGACAGCCAGGUCCAGACCACAUGCAGAAAAAGCAAAGUGAAAGUAGCUGUUCUUAUCUCAGAAAUGGAGCCAGCAAGCUGUGCCCAAAUAGUCCUUGUCAUCGCCAGCAGGUCUGGGGUGGAAGAACUGAAGAAUGCAACCCUGGCUGGCAUCCCCACUAGAGUAAUUGACCAUAAACUGUAUGGAAGCAGAUCAGAAUAUGAAGGCACAGUUGACAGAGUCCUUGAAGAAUUCUCUGUGGAACUUGUUUGUCUGGCAGGAUUUAUAAGAGUUUUGACUAGCAACUUCCUUAGGAAAUGGAGUGGGAAAAUUUUGAGCACUUAUCCAUCACUUUCACCAUUGACUAAAGGAGGAAAUGUCCACAAGCACAAUGCACUCUCAUCUGCAUACAAAAUUGCUGGCUGCACGGUCCAUUUUGUGCUUGAUACUAGUCUCGAAGCAGUAAUCUUACAAGAGCCCGUCUCUGUGAAGGCAGAAGACACGGAAGAGACCUUGUCAGAAAAGGUCAAAGAAGCAGAGAGCCGGGUAUUUCCUGUUGCCCUGCAGCUGGUUGCCAGUGGAAUGGUGCAACUAGGAAAGGAUGGCAAAACCUACUGGAAACGAGAGAGUCGGGAGCUGGUCCCUCAAAAAGAAAGGCAGGAUUGUUCCUCCUCUUAA
Messenger RNA from Zootoca vivipara (common lizard), 3051 nucleotides. NCBI's taxonomy places the organism in Eukaryota, Metazoa, Chordata, Lepidosauria, Squamata, Lacertidae. The record is from RefSeq and is a predicted model, not a curated record.